AUGAACCUCACCCCAGGUCCCGACCGCCUGAUUUCGAAACUCCAGAUGAAUCCGCCUCCACAGCUCCCCAUACGGCCUCGCUCGCCAUCACCUCUAGAGACUCGAGAGCUGUCACAAAUCCUACAUUUUGAUCCCUACGAACUGGAUCGCCGCAUUCGCUUACAGGCGAGUCAGUUCCGCUGUCCGCGGCCUGGUGUGCCAGCCUACCUGACCAGUUUGGAAAUCCUCUACGAUGUCGAGAUGCCAGGCAUCAUCGGCGUCAUAUGGACAAUCAACCAUACAAGCAUCGCCAUCGCCAUCGCCAUCGCCAUCGCCAUCGCCAUCGCCAUCGCCAUCGAUGAUGAAGGGUUAAUCAGGCUGGCUGUUGGCCUGCACAACGUCUACAACGCGCCCUCCAACGACAGCGACCUGGACGAUUUCGAGUCAUCUGGCGGUGGAUUUGCACAAGCCCUUUCGGGGGAAUAG
Messenger RNA from Diaporthe amygdali, 465 nucleotides. RefSeq lists its product as uncharacterized. Bases 1 to 465 code for a protein of 154 amino acids. NCBI's taxonomy places the organism in Eukaryota, Fungi, Ascomycota, Sordariomycetes, Diaporthales, Diaporthaceae. The record is from RefSeq and is a predicted model, not a curated record. The transcript is spliced from 4 exons.